This is a messenger RNA of Monosiga brevicollis MX1, 1377 nucleotides long. RefSeq lists its product as uncharacterized. Gene Ontology annotation, molecular function: 3-dehydroquinate synthase activity. The coding region runs from base 1 to 1377 and encodes 458 amino acids. Lineage: Eukaryota; Choanoflagellata; Craspedida; Salpingoecidae. The transcript has 2 exons. The record is from RefSeq and is a predicted model, not a curated record.
AUGAUGCAGCAGGAGGAGGCGACAGCCAACUCCAAGAUGCAGCUCAUGGCCCAAGAGGCUCGCGACCAAGAAGAAGAGAAGUUCACCAAGUCACUGAACGGCUCUGAGGUGUCCAGCAACAGCAGCAGCAACUCGCUCGAACUUCCCUCGGGCGUCGUCUCCAAGCCUUACGGCAUGGAGGGCGUCGAGCGCUACGACAACGCCUUCCACCGCGUCAAGCUCAUGCAGUCUGAGAUUAUUGUCGAGCGCGGCAUCACCCGCCGCCUCGCCGAGGUCGGCAAGCAGAUUUUGCCCGAGACCUGCCACGAGAGCAACAACUACCUUCUUACCGACUCUAUGGUCGACAACCUUUACGGCGACCGUGUGCUCGAGGGCCUGCGUGAGGCUGGCCUCAAGAUUUUCAAGAUUGUUGUGCCCGCCGAUGAGCUUGACGAGACAGGCGAGCCCUCUUGCGAGCGCCACAAGACGCUCGACGUCUUCAGCCGCUGCGUUGACCAGAUCCUUGAGCGUGGCAUUGACAAGAAGACCGCCAUCAUCUCCCUCGGCGGCGGUGUCGUGAACAACAUUGCCGGUUUCAUCUCAGCCACCCUCUACCGCGGUAUCACGCUGGUCCACUUUUCCACCACCACCAUGGGCCAGGUCGAUGCCGCCAUUGACUUUAAGCAGGCCGUCAACCACCACAUGGGCAAGAACCUCCUGGGUGCCUACCACCCGGCCUCUCGCAUCAUCCUGGACCCUGAAGUCCUCGUGAGCCAGAGCAAGCGCCACAUUCUCAACGGUCUGGCCGAGUCGAUCAAGCACGCCUUUACCCAGUCGGAGGAGCUCAUCAACUACAUUGUUGACAACCGUGCCAUGCUCGAUGACAAGGAACAGGCCGUCGACUACCUCGAGCAGAUCAUUCGCCUGACCAUUGCCCACAAGGUGCCCACCCUCUCGGGUGACACUGAGAACAACUACAACGAGUAUUGCCCUCAGUAUGGUCAUUGCCCCGGCCAUGCCGUUGAGUUUUUGAGCCUGCACACCGAGGGUUCCAAGGCAGCCCUGCUGCACGGCGAGGGUGUCACCAUUGGCAUGUGCCUUUCAGCUGAGGUGGCCCGCCUCAAGGGCAUCUGCGACGAUGUUUGCGUCGAGCGUCACUACGAGGUCUGCCAGGCCAUGGGCCUGCCCGUCUAUAUCCCUGACGACAUGAGCGUCGAGGCCAUCCUCAACAAGAUGUGCUACGACAAGCACUACGUCAAGCAGCCCACCAUGGGUCUCACCACCAAGGUCGGCGAGAUGUACGGCAUUGACGGCGACUAUGGUCACUCGAUUGACCUGGAGACGCUCAAGAAGGCCAUUGCCAUUAACAUCAACCGUCGUGAUGCCCAGUCAUCAUAA